Messenger RNA from Trichosporon asahii var. asahii CBS 2479, 1719 nucleotides. RefSeq lists its product as uncharacterized. The coding region runs from base 1 to 1719 and encodes 572 amino acids. Gene Ontology annotation, biological process: rRNA processing. The record is from RefSeq and is a predicted model, not a curated record. The transcript has a single exon. Gene Ontology annotation, molecular function: RNA binding; ATP binding; RNA helicase activity. Gene Ontology annotation, cellular component: nucleolus. Lineage: Eukaryota; Fungi; Basidiomycota; Tremellomycetes; Trichosporonales; Trichosporonaceae.
AUGUCGGUGGAAGAGAAGAUCAGCAAGGAAGAGCGCCGCAAGCUCAAGGAGGAGAAGCGUGCUCGUAAGGCUGCCAAGGCUGCUGCUGCUGCCGAGGCUGCCGGCGAGGACGCCCCCGCCCCCGAGAAGAAGGAGAAGAAGGACAAGAAGGACAAGAAAGAGAAGAAGGACAAGAAGCGCAAGGCUGAGGACGAUGGCGAGGAGCCCAAGAAGUCCAAGAAGACGAAGGAGGAGUCGCCUGCCACCCCCGCCGAGACCAUCAUCGAGACCCCCGCCGAGGGCCAGGAGGCUCCCGCCCUCUCGAAGAAGCAGCUCAAGAAGCUCAAGGCUGCUGCCGCCGCUGCCGAGGCCGCCGAGGCCACCCCGGCUGCCCCCACCCGCGAGUUCACCGCUGCCGACAACGCUUUCCUCAAGGAGCAGAACAUCACCCUCGAGCCCGCCCUCUACCCGCCGUACCUCGACAUGGCCUCGCUCGUUGUCAACCCCGCGAUUAGCCAGUUCCUGUCGUCGUUCACGAAGCCGACUCCCAUCCAGUCCGUUUCGUGGCCCGCUCUCAUGGCCAAGCGCGACGUCGUCGGUAUCGCCGAGACUGGUUCCGGAAAGACCCUCUCGUUCGGUGUGCCCGGUAUGCAGCUGCUGAGCCAGCUCCCGCCCGCCGGCAAGAAGGGCAAGGGCAAGCUCGCCAUGCUGGUGCUUGCGCCUACCCGUGAGCUUGCCCAGCAGUCGUUCGACACCCUCGUCAAGCUCGGCAAGCAGCUCAACAUCGAGGCUGUCUCGCUUUUCGGUGGUGUUCCCAAGGGAGAGCAGAUUGCCAAGAUCAAGGCUCCCAACACCCGCAUCGUCGUCGGUACCCCGGGACGAACCCUCGACCUCGCCGACUCGGGCGACCUUGACCUCUCGGGCAUCAAGUACCUUGUCCUUGACGAGGCUGACCGCAUGCUCGACGCCGGUUUCGAGAACGACAUCCGUCGCAUCAUCGCCCACUGCCCCAAGCACGACGGCGGCCGCCAGACCGUGAUGUUCUCGGCCACCUGGCCCGAGUCCGUCCGCCGCCUCGCGUCGUCGUUCCUCACUGAGCCCGUUAAGGUCACUGUCGGCUCUGACGAGCUCUCGGCCAACAAGCGCAUUGAGCAGGUCGUCGAGGUCCUCGACAACCCCCGCGACAAGGACGGCCGUCUCACGUGGCACCUCCGUAACCACCUCAAGUCGAACCCCGGUGCCCGUGUUCUCGUCUUCGGUCUCUACAAGAAGGAGGCCCAGCGUCUUGAGUACACCAUCCGCCGCGCCGGCUACAAGGUUGGUGCCCUCCACGGUGACAUGAACCAGAACGACCGCUUCAAGGCUCUCGACGCCUUCAAGGACGGCAGCGUCAACGUUCUUGUCGCUACCGACGUCGCCGCCCGUGGUCUCGACAUUCCCGAUGUCGCCCUCGUCAUCAACGUCACCUUCCCGCUCACGACUGAGGACUUCGUCCACCGCUGUGGACGAACAGGCCGUGCCGGCAAGACCGGAAAGGCUGUCACGUUCUUCACGGGCGAGAACCACGAGCGAUCGCUCGCGGGCGAGUUCAUGCGUGUUCUCCGUGACGCUGGCGCCGAGGUGCCGAAGGAGAUGGACCGCUUCCCGUCCACGAUCAAGAAGAAGGAGCACGGAAGCUACGGCGCGUUCUACAAGGACACGACGAACGCGCCCAAGGCCACGAAGAUCACGUUCGACUAG